Oryzias latipes (Japanese medaka) is the source of this 1775-nucleotide messenger RNA. It is a transcript of the gene susd3, whose product is annotated as sushi domain containing 3. Gene Ontology annotation, cellular component: plasma membrane. The record is from RefSeq and is a predicted model, not a curated record. Lineage: Eukaryota; Metazoa; Chordata; Actinopteri; Beloniformes; Adrianichthyidae.
UGUCAUUUCAGAGGAAACAGGAGUUUUGAGUCGUACAUGGCAGUACAGCUGUGACAACAGUGACAGGAAAAUAGACCAGCUUUCCAGGGCCUGGACUCGUCUUCCGUUCCCUCCCCCAGUGCGCCGGAGCGCCACAGCAGCAGCCGGGGCGCGCUGCUCAAACCGGACUAGUUUAUAUUAAGCUUACGUUGAGCUGACUCUGCGGAGCGACUUCUCAGAGGCACAAACCAGGAAGGAAACCUGCAGGGGCAAGGUGCAAAUUUUCUCCCCCAAUGACGGAAUCCCCCUGUCUGACUCUCGUCGGCACCGGGCACAGACAAGUACCAAUGCGCCCUCGUCUCUAGAGCGCGCAGGAGGAGCGCGUUUGACACCAUGGCGGCUUCUGUGGCAGAUGGGCACAGGACGGAUUUUACCAGUAAAGAUGGCAUAGGGGUGUGGAACAGCUCAGGUCACCCACAGGCGCAGUGCAAACCCAUGCACUUAACAGCUCUGGGCACCCAAAGGAUCAUUCAGGGCAAUGGGACCAAUGUGGGUACUGUCAUUUCCCUUCAGUGUCCAGCCAAACACAAACUGAUGGGCAAAGAGCUAACUUGUGUCAUGGACAGAAAUGGAACCCACUGGGUUGGAUUGGAGCCCUUCUGUAAACCUCUGACUCCCUUUGAGGAACAUGGCUUCCGUAUUGCAGUCCUGGUGUCCAUUGUAAGCUCAGGCAUCAUCUUGCUCAUGUCCUUGGCCUUCCUCACCUGCUGCUUGCUUGACUGCAUGAAAGAGGAUAAGAAGAAACAGCAGAAAAGGGAAUUGGAUGCGUGGCCACAAGAGGAGGAACUCCAACAUCAGGAGAACAACAGAAUCCAGGACUGUCACAAAGGCCGAAACAACAACAGCAACAACAAUGCACAAGAGAAGAUGCUUUCAGUGCGGGAUGCCAUUAACCCAUCUUUAGGCAUCAACAUGCAACCCUGCAGAUAUCACAAUCAGUACGUUUAUGGUCCUGAGGCUUGCACCUGUGGACCCUCACCUCCAUUUGCUCAGCUUCCUGGACAUGUCUAUACCCAGCUUCUGUCAUCUGAAAACCAAGAAUUGUGCCCACCUUCAUACUCAGGACCUUCUUUGGCAUGUGGCAUGCCCACAAGCUCAAGCUUGUCCCAGGUCCCAGCAUAUGGGUCUGCAAUGGAAUGGCAGUAUGGAGAACACCACCGCAGUUUUUCUGAACUGAUUCCACCGAGCACAAGCGGCUCUGACUUGAGGAACACAAACUCAAAUGUGAAACCAAACCAGCUUUCCAUCAGGAUUAUAUCAGUUUAACUGAAAACCAUCAAUGUUCCCCUAAAAGACAAAUAUCCAAAAGCUAUGGAACCUAUAUCCAAGGCUUAUGUGGAUUUCAACUACAUCAGGUGAUUCGUCAAAAUGUUCAUGUCAGUAGUGCAGUUCAAUACAACAGCUGUACAGGCACUGACGUGAAUGACAGGCCUGCUGAAUGUGCCUUCUGUGAUCUGUUACAACGCGCGGCUGCCCUCUGGCGGCAAAGAGGAGGCAUGGCUUUUAUGGAGCACCAAUCGAAGUUAUAAAUGGCUGUUGAAAUAUUAUAUUAAAGGUGUCUGCUUUAAUUGAAAUUGCAUUGACAUUAAAUGUUUACUGCUAGUGUCCACCCCUUAUUUUAUAAGUAGAUAAUAGUUCAUAGGACCUUGUAGCUCAGCUUGCUGAAAAUCUCAACAAUCUGUAAAAUAUGUGGUAUGAUAAAUUAAGAUACUUUAAAAUAAACACUUUAAAGUGUU